Molecule: messenger RNA, 2671 nt
Organism: Trifolium pratense (red clover)
Lineage: Eukaryota; Viridiplantae; Streptophyta; Magnoliopsida; Fabales; Fabaceae
Product: rab GTPase-activating protein 22-like
Exons: 5
Coding region: 627-2294 (555 amino acids)
Biological process (GO): activation of GTPase activity
Molecular function (GO): GTPase activator activity
Source: RefSeq, a predicted model, not a curated record
GAUUCUUUCAACAAACAAACAUAAGGAAAGGAGAUUCUUUCAUUUGCAUCUCACUUAUCUCUCUCUCUCUCUCUUCACAGUGACGUUCUUCAAAGAGAGAGAAAAAAAAAAGAAGACAAAGCUAUAGUACAAAAUAAGUGGCUUCUCUAUCAAAACAAAACUAAACAAAACAAACACGCCUUUGUUUUUCGCGUUCACUUCUCAGAAUCACUUUUGCGAAAUCAUAAGAACAAGAACAAUCGUGGCAAAGGGUAUUCAAGUAAUUUCAACUCCUUUCUUCUCCACCUCCAUGUUCUUCCUAUCUACUAACUUCAACGCCAACAACGACACUCCGUUUCUCUCCGGCGGAGGCGGCGGCAACAAACUCUCCUUCAUGACCACCGCUCCUUCGACUACAGCGGUGCUCUUCACGGCUUUUGCCGGCAUCGGUUUUUUCGUCAUCUUCUUCUAUGGUGCAAGUAGGUAAAAACCAAAUACUCUUCAAAUGAAUGAAUGAAUUAGAGAAAGCAUCUUCGCAAUCGCAAAAACCCUAGCUCAAUUCCUCACUCUCACUCAGACAUAGAUGAAAUUGUUUUCGAUUUCGUAACAAACAAAAAAAACGAAAAACAAAGUGUGAUUGAUUAUAGAUGAAUCCUCUUAGACGAAGUAACAAUUCAUCUUCUUCGUCUUCAAAUUCCUCUCCUUCAUCAUCAUCAUCGUCUUCAUCUUCAUCGUGGAUCCAUUUACGUUCGGUUCUAUUCGUUGUUAGUUCUUCCUCACCAGCUUCUUGUUCAUCCUCUGAUCGAGGUCGUCUUAAAUCACCAUGGUCACGCCGAAAAAGAAAACGUGUCCUUUCUCCUCAACAAUGGAAAAGCUUGUUUACCCCUGAUGGGAAAAUUCGCGAUGGUGGAAUUAAAUUCCUGAAAAGAGUUCGCAGUGGAGGUGUUGAUCCUUUUAUAAGAGCUGAAGUUUGGCCUUUCCUACUUGGAGUAUAUGAUUUGGACACUACCAAAGAAGAAAGAGAUGUUACUCGAACUCAAAAUAGAAAGAAGUAUGAGAAACUCCGCAGACAAUGCCGGCAACUUCUAAAUUCCAACAGUGGGAGAUUUAAGUUGAUUGAAAUAGGUGAAAUCAACUAUGAAGGAGAUGGUGUAAGUUUUAUUCAAGAUUCUGGUUCUCCGAGUUCAGAAGAUGCAGCAAGUGCCAGAGAAUCCCUUUCCAGUGAGGAACAGAGCCCAGAUUUUGAAUAUUCAGAUGAUCCAUCCGUUACCCUGUUGGAAGGAGACGAUGCUCCCAACAGCAGCAAUGCUGAUGCCUCUGCUCUUGAUACAGAUUCCACUGAUUCAGAUUCCUCAGAAAGUCCUGAGGUAUUUCAGGCAUUUCCUUCUGAUGACGGCCUGGAAGACAACAAUGGCAAGACACCUUCUAAGGAUAAUUCUUCUCCCUCACAAAUGAAUGGUACUUCAAAACUACGAAGUAGUGAAGACUUCGCCACAUGGCAACGGAUCAUCCGACUUGAUGCAGUACGUGCCAAUGCAGAAUGGAUGCCAUACUCUCCAUCUCAAGCUGUUGUAGCAGAAAGUAGGGCACAUCGAUCUGCUGAGGCUGUUGGCUUGAAGGAUUAUGGUCACCUAGAUGCUGGCAGAAUUUUUCAUGCUGCUCGAUUAGUUGCUAUUCUUGAAGCUUAUGCUCUAUACGACCCAGAAAUUGGCUACUGCCAGGGUAUGAGUGACCUGUUAUCUCCUAUAAUUAGUGUUAUAUCAGAAGAUCACGAGGCAUUCUGGUGUUUUGUUGGAUUUAUGAAGAAGGCUAGGCAGAAUUUCAGGCUUGAUGAGGUCGGUAUUAGAAGGCAACUCGAUAUAGUUGCAAAAAUAAUCAAGUUUAAGGAUUCCCACCUGUUUCGGCAUUUGCAGAAGCUUCAAGCCGAGGAUUGCUUUUUUGUGUACAGGAUGGUGGUGGUAUUGUUCAGACGGGAGUUGACAUUUGAACAAACUCUGUGCCUUUGGGAAGUAAUGUGGGCAGAUCAAGCUGCAAUCAGAGCAGGUAUUGGGAAAUCAGCCUGGAGCAGAAUUAGGCAGCGUGCUCCACCAACAGAUGAUUUAUUGCUUUUUGCAAUAGCAGCCUCUGUGUUACAGAAAAGGAAAUUGAUCCUCGAGAAGUAUAGCAGCAUGGACGAUAUCCUUAAGGAAUGCAAUGGUAUGUCAGGACACCUUGAUGUUUGGAAGCUCCUGGAUGAUGCCCAUAACUUGGUGGUCACCCUUCAUGAUAAAAUGAAAAACAGAGGCAUCAUUCCGAUGACUGCAGUUGACACGUAAACUACUUUAUUAUAUUGUCGCCAAAAAAUCUAUAGUUUCAGGCUGCUAGAUAUCUCCUCUGCGUCUGACAAUAAGCAAAAUGCUGGAUUUGUUAAAAUGAAUCUUUGCUGCUUGCUGAAACUUGCCACGGCUUAUUUACUAUCUUUAGUUUCGAUAGUGCUGGCCAUUGUGGGAAAUGAAGUUAGUUAGGUUUACAUGGUAUGUAUGUUUAUUUCCUUUCUUUUGGCUCCAUCCUGUUCUUCUUUUCAAUUUCAAUUAUGAUUUGAUACACGAUUCGGAGCACCUUUGCCUAAAGCAGGUGGGUAGGUGCAUGUAACCUUUAGUAGAAGAGACAAAGAUUUCCUCGACAAUUACAAAUGUUGUCCUUUUUGACUGGA